Empidonax traillii (willow flycatcher) is the source of this 5376-nucleotide messenger RNA. It is a transcript of the gene MTHFD1L, whose product is annotated as methylenetetrahydrofolate dehydrogenase (NADP+ dependent) 1 like. Bases 185 to 2368 code for a protein of 727 amino acids. Gene Ontology annotation, cellular component: cytosol; mitochondrion. NCBI's taxonomy places the organism in Eukaryota, Metazoa, Chordata, Aves, Passeriformes, Tyrannidae. The record is from RefSeq and is a predicted model, not a curated record. Gene Ontology annotation, biological process: tetrahydrofolate interconversion. The transcript is spliced from 23 exons. Gene Ontology annotation, molecular function: formate-tetrahydrofolate ligase activity; methylenetetrahydrofolate dehydrogenase (NADP+) activity; ATP binding.
ACUUAAUGAGGAUCCUAACGUGCAGGGCCUUGCACUUGACCUCCCAGAAAGCUUAUAUAGCAGUAAGGUAUUAAAUGCUGUGAAACCAGAGAAGGACGUGGAUGGAUUAUCCAGUGUAAACCUAGGACACUUGGUACGUGGCGAUGUCUGUGAUUGUCUAGUUCCUCCUACAGUGUGUGCUGUGAUGGAGCUUCUUGAAAAUCUAGGUGGAAAGACGGUGCUGCUGGUGGGAGCCAAUGGGGCAGUCGGUGCUGCCCUGCAGAGCAUGCUGCAGAGGGAGGGAGCAGCGAUUGUCAGCUGCCUGUGGAAAGCCCCACAGCUGCAGAAUGAGCUUCGUCAUGCAGAUGUGGUGGUAUUUGGCAGUAUGAAACCCGAUGAUGUUCCUGUGAGCUGGAUAAAGCCUGGAACCACCAUUAUCAGUUGUUCUCAUGACCUGCUGUCAGAGAAACGCAGCUACAGUCAGCAAAACAACUCUGCUGCAGAAAAUGCUGUUGGUUCUCUUGCAAUAGCAAUGAGAAUGCAGAACAUGGUAAAAGCCGUGGAGCGAUGGAUCCAGUCCCGUCAGUACAGGAAGUGGAACCUCCACUGCUUGAAACUGCAGCCCCUCUCCCCAGUGCCCAGUGAUAUUGAGAUUUCCCGAGCACAGAGUCCAAAAGCUGUUGAUGUACUUGCCAAGGAGAUAGGAUUGCUUACAGAUGAAAUUGAGAUCUAUGGCCAAACCAAAGCCAAAGUACGUUUGUCCCUGCUGGAAAGGUUAAAGGAUCAGCCAGAUGGAAAAUAUGUUCUAGUUGCUGGAAUAACCCCUACACCCCUAGGAGAGGGGAAAAGCACAGUCACAGUUGGUCUCGUUCAGGCACUUACUGCACACCUUAAAAUUAAUUCCUUUGCUUGUCUGAGACAACCUUCUCAAGGACCUACUUUUGGAGUUAAAGGUGGAGCAGCCGGUGGUGGAUAUGCUCAAGUGAUCCCCAUGGAAGAGUCUUUGUAUAAUAGGCUGGUUCCAGUAGUUAAUGGUGUGAGAGGAUUUUCUCCUAUUCAGCUUGCCCGUCUAAGAAAGCUGGGAAUAAACAAGACUGAUCCUGAAACUUUAACAGAAGAGGAGAUCAGCAAAUUUGCACGCCUUGAUAUUGACCCAUCUACCAUAACAUGGCAAAGAGUGGUGGAUACAAAUGACAGAUUCCUGCGCAAAAUAACAAUUGGGCAGGCAAAUACGGAGAAAGGAUUUGUCCGUCAGGCUCAGUUUGAUAUUGCUGUUGCAAGUGAAAUUAUGGCCAUCCUGGCGCUUACCACCAGCCCUCAAGAUAUGAAAGAGAGACUGGGGAAAAUGGUGGUGGCUAAUGACAAGAAAGGAGAACCAGUAACAGCAGAGGAUUUGGGAGUAACAGGUGCUUUAGCAGUUUUGAUGAAAGAUGCAAUUAAGCCCACGCUAAUGCAGACAUUAGAGGGAACACCAGUAUUUGUUCACGCUGGACCUUUUGCUAACAUUGCACAUGGAAAUUCUUCUGUUUUGGCAGAUAAAAUUGCCCUUAAAUUAGUUGGAGAGAAAGGAUUUGUAGUAACUGAAGCUGGCUUUGGUGCUGACAUUGGGAUGGAGAAAUUCUUCAACAUCAAAUGCAGAGCGUCUGGCUUGUUUCCCAAUGUGGUUGUACUUGUUGCAACAGUGAGGGCUUUGAAGAUGCAUGGAGGUGGGCCAAAUGUAACUGCUGGUGCCCCCUUGAAGAAAGAAUACACAGAAGAGAACCUCCAGCUGGUAGCUGAUGGCUGCUGUAAUCUGCAGAAACAGAUUCAAAUUACUCAGCUCUUUGGAGUUCCUGUUGUGGUUGCUCUAAACGUCUUCAAAACUGACUCUCCUGCUGAGGUUGAUCUUGUGUGUAAGAUUGCAAAGGAGUCUGGAGCAUUUGAUGCUGUACCCUGCAAUCACUGGUCAGCUGGUGGUAGAGGAGCAGUACAAUUAGCUCAAGCUGUGGAAAAGGCGGCCAGUCAGAAAAACAGUUUCAAAUAUCUCUACAGCUUGGAGCUUCCCAUUGCUGAAAAAAUAAGGAUCAUUGCUCAGAAGGUGUAUGGAGCACAGGAUAUAGAGCUGUCUCCUGUUGCACAGUCACAAGUUGAUCGUUACACCCGGCAGGGAUUUGGAAAUCUUCCCAUUUGUAUGGCAAAAACUCACCUAUCCCUCUCCCAUCAGCCUGAGAGGAAGGGUGUUCCCACCGGUUUCAUUUUGCCGAUUAGCGAUGUACGAGCCAGUAUUGGAGCUGGAUUCAUCUACCCUUUGGUAGGAACGAUGAGUACCAUGCCAGGACUGCCCACAAGGCCAUGUUUCUAUGACAUCGACCUUGACCCUGUCACAGAGCAAGUGAAAGGAUUGUUUUGAGAGUGAGGUCCAAAUUCAGAAGCCUGAAAAUUAAGAACUGCAACUUUCCUGCAAGUAGGAGACAAAAAUGAAUCUGAAAUAUUCCUGUUAUGUGUCUCUGGAGGAAUGUCAAGAUAGACCAAAGAGCAAAAGUUUACUCUUUCUUCAAACUAGUUUUUAUGAUGAAAUAUAGCUGUAAGGUUAAAAAAAAAAAAAAAUCACAAAAAAAGACCAGCAAGCUAAAGUUUUACUCACUGUCAUGCAGGAAACUCUCUCUACUGGGGUUUACGCUGGUUUGUGGAUAAAAUGACACUGAAAAAGAGCAAUUUUUCAACUCGGAGUUUUCGUCUUUUUUCAGAUGAGUUUACAGAAGUAUUUCCUUUAUCUUGGUUAUCUAAAAACUUGUGUAAACCUGAUUAUGCUGUGUGACCAAGCCUAUUUCUCUCUGAAAAGUACGCUUUUGCUCCUGGCAUUCAGGAGUUGAAGCUACACACAGAUUAACUGCACAUUUUUGAGUUAUCAUCAGGCGUUGCUCUGGAUGCAUUUGGGCAACAGCCAAGCUUCGAGCAAGGAAGAUAUUAAACAGAGAAAGAACAGAGCAUGUAUUUUGUAAGUUUUGUAAUGUAUAAUUUGUUUCCUUGUUGGGCAAAGAUCUUUAGGAACACUUAAGCCAUAGCUGUCUUGUAUCCACAGGUCUGCCUUUAUCCAAAGCAUGUGUUACAGGCUGUCCAGCUGAUUAUGUGCUUGUUGUGGUGACGCUGAUUGUUCAGAGAGGGCACCACUCCUUCUGAAGCACUGUUUUGCUCCUGUUCAUGGCUAAUGAAGCCUCCUGCUGCGCUGGCUCCCGACUAGAGUUUUUCCCUAGCAGUACACAACGCCCAGUAACAACAGAGGAACGUCCAUCAAGCAGGGAUGCAACAGGGCACAGCUUUGUUCUGCUCCAUUUUGCAGGUUUUAACCACUGUACUUGCAAAACCAGAGGGUGUUUUUAUUUGAAGGGGGGGGGGGGUAUCCAAACAAUCUGAAUUGUAAACCGUGUGCUUAAAUUUACCUCAGUAACUUACCUUUCCUGUUUUUCCAUAAACCUGCAGCAAAACAAGCCUUAGGCAAAGGAUACUGCAUUUAGCUUCCCAAGCUGCUACUCCUCAGGAAACUCACUGACUGACUGUUGGUUCCUUCAAUAACAAAAAAUGCAACAGAACAAUAGGGUGAAUCGAGACAAUAGGCCAUUGUUUUUUUAGGUAAAAAGCAGUGAAAUAAUGAUGAGAGAGUUUAUUUUCCUGAUGACGUUUUCCAUCCUGUCGCUUUGCUCUGCUUACGCACAUCUGCAUGUUAUGGGCUUUUGCAGUGUAGUCUCGGUUCCCCUCUUCAGAGCCACAUUUGGAGACUUAAUUAUCUCAGGAACUCUGUAGUAAUUGAGGGGUUUGUUUUGGUUCUUAAAAUCAUGCUUUGUUAUUUAUAAACUCAAGACUAUAAUUAUGGACAGUAGAGCAAACUGGGGACGAUUAAUUAUCUGUGCCUUCCCUGGAGUAGCACGGAAAUGUCUGUUGACUGCAUUUCAGUGCUAUUCAUAGCAUGGACCUCCAACACCACGGGACUGCUAUGAAGAUAAAUUUAAAUGUAAAAACUAGAGCAGUUUGAUAUUUUAUCCUUAUUAGACGAUAGAGCUCGUAAUGGCCUAGACUGUGGAUGCUUUAAUUACACUGGGACUACAUGACAAACAUGAUAAGUAGAAAGUAAGGUUCAGGUGUGGCUCUCACAGCUGCUGAGAAGAGAGAUUUCUGAUACAGUCUAUUAAACUGUGCAACAAAAUACAACCAUGCUCUUUAUACACAUAGCAGCAUUGUAAAUUAGACUUGCACACACUGAGCUAUCUAGCUAAGAAAUAGCCAAAGAGUUUUGGGAGAAAAUAAGUGUGGUUUCUGGACAUAGUUUUCCUAGUAGCAUCCUUACAAGAAAAAUAAACAAGGUUUUCUCUCCAUCUUGUCCAGAGAAAUUCAGAAAACCAUAAUCGUGCCUUACUAGGGGUCACUGUGGUUCCCCUGCAGGUGCACUGGAAUAGUCCCCGUGCAGUGUGGGAUACUAAAUGUGGCACUAGCUGACUGCCUAGUGAAGCUUCCAUAUGGAUGUGGAUGUCUGAGCAACAAGUUUCAUAAGUCACCUCAAACUGCUGCUUGAUACCUUUUAUAGUGUCAUCUCCAUAUGAUCCUUCCAGGCCAUGCACACUGAGAUUGCUUAUCUGACCCAUCACUCUCUCUCUAAAACACCACUCCAGCUCAUUUAGUUGAGAGUUGACAAAGAUCCUGUACUUUUUCUACUGUCAUAUGCACAGGAUUUGUUAUUUUCUUUAGAUAGCUUCAGUAAUUCAAGAAAGGUGGAGUGGCCCACUCUUCUUUUAUCAUAGCUUUCCCCCCACGCCAUCUAGUUAACUAGCUGCAAAAAUCUCUCAAGCUGUUAUAUUUCUGGUCCUCUGUCAUGAUGCAAAGCACUGAGCUACUGGCCACCAGCUUACCUGCAGAAACUGCCACAGUAUAUUCCCUGGGGGCUCCCCUGAUGCAGAGGCCUUCAUCCAGAAGAGUUUAAAAUGAAAACUUUUUAAGAUCAGUGUUAUUGUUAGGUUUGUCACUUGUUACAUGGAUGUGACUGUAGGUAUGGGACCACUACACCUUUGCAUCUACGGUGAGCAAUGUUACCAUAUGGCAAAACCACGGCUCCAUAAGGCAGCUUGCCAUGCUUAUCCCUGCAUUUGCUAACGUGUUUUAAGCACCAUGCUGUUGUUUAUUAUCAGAAGAUCUGCUUUUUGUAGCUGCUCAGUUCUUUGCUACUGCUGAACUACUUCUGCAAUGACAUUGAAAUAGUUCAGACUACAUGCAAUGGGUUUCAUUCAUUUGUAUUCUAAAAUUCAAAAUCCCAGAUUUUCAGUUGCCAUGAACAUGAAAAUAAAGUCUAUGUGUGUACUAAUGUUUAGUUUGCACAAGUGGUGGCUGUCUGAAGUCUGAAUUAAUUAAUAAAAUACAUCCAUUAUUUAA